Gavialis gangeticus (Gharial) is the source of this 1813-nucleotide messenger RNA. RefSeq names its product G protein-coupled receptor 142 (gene GPR142). Gene Ontology annotation, biological process: G protein-coupled receptor signaling pathway. Gene Ontology annotation, molecular function: G protein-coupled receptor activity. Lineage: Eukaryota; Metazoa; Chordata; Crocodylia; Gavialidae. The record is from RefSeq and is a predicted model, not a curated record. Gene Ontology annotation, cellular component: membrane.
AUGAAGAGGCCACCAGGCUGCAGCAAGGAAGGAGGAGGUCUGGGCUCUGCCACAGCCUCCCUGGGUGCCCCUGGCCUGGCCUGUUCCCAGGAGCUGGGUGAGCACAGGGACAAGAGCACAGCCCCAGCCCCCUUGCAAGAGCUCCUGGCUGUGGGCCCGACUGGCUCGGACCGGGGCUGGUGGGGCAAGUCCGGGGGAGUCCAGGGCCGGGUGCUGGGACCCGGAGCUGAGUGCCAUGGCAGGGAGGAGACCCCAAGCAGGCUCGUGGCACACCCGUGGGGCUCCCGCGUGCCCGGGCUGGGACAGGGCAGAUGCCUUGUGGCCAUAAAUCUCCAGGGCUGCUGGUCGCCUUCCCUUGUGCUGCCCCGGGAAGCCAGCGUGGGCCAAACUGAGCCACGUGCAGGAGGCACCUGCACCGGAGCCAGGGGGUGGCCGGGGACACGGAGCUGGGAGGUCCUGGCUGCCGGACUCGGGUGCUGCGUGUCGGGGGCACCGUCGCCACCAGUCAGGCCUCCCCAGUCUCCCCCCAGCUCUCAGCAGCUGACCAGGCCUUCGGUGGAGCUCCUCUCCCCUGCCCGGCCCCCUUCGGCCAGCCCUCCCCCGGCUGGGCUGGGCUGGGCUGGUGCUCUGCACAGCCCACACCUGCCCAGGGACCAGGCACGAGGCGCUGGCUCCAGCUCCGCGACGCAGGGAGGCACCGGGACCAGUGAGCCUGAGGGGACCCCGCGCCGCGGCUGCUCCAUGCUGCUCCAGGAUGGCGCCUGGCCCAACAGCACCGUGCCGGCGGGCGAGGAGCGGUCUCCCUGUGUGGUGGGCAUCGUCCCCAUCGUGUACUACAGCGUCCUGCUGGCCCUGGGGCUGCCAGCCAACGUCCUGACGGCAGCUGCCCUGUCCCGCCUGGCCGCCCACACCAAGAAGUCGUCGUACUGGCACCUGCUGGCGCUGACGGCCUCGGACAUCCUGGCCCAGGUGCUCAUCGUCUUUGUGGGCUUCAUCCUGCAGACGGGCAUCCUGGGCCGGGCGGUGCCAGCGGCCGCGGUGCACGCCGUCACUGCGCUGGAGUUCGCGGCCAGCCACGCCUCCGUGUGGGUGGCCGUGCUGCUGGCCGUAGACCGCUACGUGGCCCUGUGCCACCCGCUGCGCCACCGCGCCCUGUGCCACCCUGCCCGCAGCCGCCGCCUCAUCGCCGCCGUCUUCACCGUGGCGCUGGCCACCGGCGCCCCCUUCUACUGGUGGCUGGACGUGUGGCGCGACGCCGACCCUCCCACUGCCCUGGACCGGGCCCUCAAGUGGCUGCACUGCGUGGCCAUUUACUUCCUGCCAUGCGGCAUCUUCCUGGCCACCAACUCAGCCAUCGCGUGCCGGCUUCGGCGGGCGCCGGGGCCACGCCGGGGCCGGGACCGGGCCGGUGCCCUCCUGCUGGCGGUCACCAGCGUCUUCGCCUUGCUAUGGGCGCCACGCACAGCCGUCAUGCUGUGCCACCUCUACGUGGCCUCGGUGCGCCGCGACUGGCGGGUGCACCUGGCGCUGGACGUGGCCAACAUGGUGGCCCUGCUCAACACGGCCCUCAACGGCCUGCUCUACUGCUGCGUCAGCCGCACUUUCCGCCGCGCCGUGGCCGAGGUGCUGCGCUCCUCCUGGCCCCUCCGUGCCGCCGGCCAUGCGUCCCGGCAGCCGGCCCGGCAGGGGGGCUCCCCGCCGCCCCCCGCACUCAAGGCGCUGGGGUUGCUGCGUGGCACGCCCCUAUGAGGCCGCAGCCAGACCACAGCCACGGCCGGGGGCCGCCGGGGGCAGCGUGGACUGUGCGUGGCAG